UUAUCUCCGAAUAUUUAGCGUGCCAUUAAUCAUCGUCCAUUCUUGAUAUAGACAAUACUGGUUGUUAAAAUGUCAACAAAAUAUGCCUCUGUUGUAUCCUCUUAACACUAAAUACUUAACAGUUUUUUCACAAUGGGGUGUUUAUUUUGUACUGUCGUUUGUGGAUUUGAUUAUUUUUCUUUUGCCACACUUUGAAACACAGUAUGAUGAAUCUCACCUGAAGAUAUUUAUUUCAGAAUUUCAGCGAUAUGUGAUUGUAGGAGUUGGAGUUUUACUUUUUCUACAGUUUUGUUUAUCAUCAAUGCUGAUUGUUGGUAUAUUAUUGGAAUCACCGGGAAUACUUAAAUUAUGGAAAAUAUUAUUUAUAAUAACACUAACUCCACUUAUAGUAACAAUGAUUGGAUCUGGAAUAUAUAUGAUAACGGCACAUACCGAAAUAUAUCUGCCAAUAAGUUAUAUCGUAAUAGCAUUGUUACUUAUUGCUUUUAGUGUUCAUACUUUGUACAUGGUGAAAAAAGAGGAAAUACGAUUGGAAGCGAAUAUUAUACGGGGUCUCAUUUACAAUGAGAAACCUUCAGUGUUUUAUGUAAGAAUGUGAUUAAAUAACCAAUUGUGUAA
Molecule: messenger RNA, 618 nt
Organism: Aethina tumida (small hive beetle)
Lineage: Eukaryota; Metazoa; Arthropoda; Insecta; Coleoptera; Nitidulidae
Exons: 5
Coding region: 83-598 (171 amino acids)
Source: RefSeq, a predicted model, not a curated record